AUGUCUAAAAUUGUCCGAGUUGGUGCUGUCCAAUCUGAGCCUGUGUGGUUGGAUCUAGAGGGCAGUGUCGACAAGACGAUUUCUCUCAUUGAGAAAGCAGCCGCAGAUGGCGUCAAUGUCCUGGGAUUUCCAGAGGUCUGGAUUCCCGGGUAUCCAUGGAGCAUGUGGACAUCGGCGGUAAUUAACAAUUCGCAUAUCAUUCACGACUACAUGAACAAUUCCAUGAGGAAAGACUCGCCUCAGAUGAAGCGUAUUCAAGCCGCGGUCAAAAAAGCCGGCAUGGUGGUUGUGUUAGGGUAUAGUGAACGCGACGGAGCGAGCCUGUACAUGGCACAGUCUUUUAUUGAUCCUUCGGGUGAGAUUGUACACCACCGUCGAAAGAUCAAGCCGACGCACAUCGAGCGGACUAUCUGGGGGGAUGGACAGGCAGAAUCUCUCACUUGCGUUAUUGAUUCUCCCUUUGGAAAGGUCGGUGGAUUGAACUGCUGGGAGCAUCUGCAACCGCUACUGCGAUACUAUGAAUACUCCCAGGGAGUGCAGAUUCACGUAGCGAGCUGGCCCGCUGAAUUCGAAAUGCCGGAUCCCAAAAAGAUCGCUUGGCUGUAUCAUGAAACAGGAGAGGCGUCAUAUCGUGCGAGCCAAUUCUUCGCCAUUGAGGGUCAGGCUUUUGUGUUAGUUGCGUCGCAGAUCUUGACGGAGGAAAAUGUUGAAAAGAACAACCUGACGGGCAACCCGGUGACCAAAACCCCUGGUGGAGGUUUCUCCAUGAUCUUUGGACCGGAUGGGAAACCACUCUGUGAGCCUGUGGAUGCUGGAGCAGAGGCAAUUUUGACUGCUGAUAUUGAUCUGCGAGACAUCGAUAAGCCCAAGGCGUUCAUUGAUGUCGUAGGACACUAUGCUCGACCAGAUCUCUUGAGUUUAUUGGUCAAUCCUACUGUAGAUAAACACGUGACCACAAUGAAUAAAAAGUGA
Messenger RNA from Talaromyces stipitatus ATCC 10500, 972 nucleotides. Its product is annotated as nitrilase, putative. Gene Ontology annotation, molecular function: catalytic activity. NCBI's taxonomy places the organism in Eukaryota, Fungi, Ascomycota, Eurotiomycetes, Eurotiales, Trichocomaceae. Bases 1 to 972 code for a protein of 323 amino acids. The record is from RefSeq and is a predicted model, not a curated record. The transcript has 2 exons.